Anneissia japonica is the source of this 657-nucleotide messenger RNA. Its product is annotated as toll-like receptor 2 type-2. The transcript is spliced from 2 exons. Gene Ontology annotation, cellular component: membrane. NCBI's taxonomy places the organism in Eukaryota, Metazoa, Echinodermata, Crinoidea, Comatulida, Comatulidae. Bases 1 to 657 code for a protein of 218 amino acids. Gene Ontology annotation, molecular function: transmembrane signaling receptor activity. The record is from RefSeq and is a predicted model, not a curated record. Gene Ontology annotation, biological process: inflammatory response; immune response; toll-like receptor signaling pathway.
AUGACUAACAGUUUUGGAGAUAUAGAUAUGCUGGUUCAUGUAGGCUUAAAGGUCAAAAGUGCCAUUUCUGAUCACUUUUGGACAAAAUGCUACAUUAGAACAAAUAGCAACAUAUACUGGAAUCAGCGACGACUGCUCCGAAAGCAGUACGACAGAUUACAAAACGAGGGUCCGCCACCAAUUGACGGCGUACAGGUUCGAUAUGACGCAUUCGUCUCCUACAACAGCAAAGACGUUGAUUGGGUACUCAAAUCAGCCCUGCCGACACUGGAAGGUCCCGAGUUCAAUUUUCGUCUUUGCGUUGACUUCCGGGAUUUUGUAGUUGGCGGAGCAAUCGCUGACAAUAUUUCUGAUGCUAUUAAGUAUAGUCGUAAAAUGCUGAUAGUUGUCACCAAGAACUUUGCUAAGAGUGAAUGGUGUUACUUUGAAAUGGAAAUGGCAAGGACCCGUAUGUUUGACAAUUACGAGGACAUUUUUGUGGCUGUAAUUUUACAGCAUGUGGCGAGUAGAAAUAUGCCAACAUUACUUCAGAGGAUCUUGAGAAAGAAGACCUACAUCGAAUGGACUGAAAAUCCAGAUGGUCAGAAGGUGUUUUGGACACGUUUGGCAGCUGCUUUAAAUACCCCAAAUGCUCAUCAUGAUCGUCUUAUUAAGUAA